AUAAGUACGCAUCACUAUCUAUCACAACACACCACUACCCAUCACUAUCUAUCACUGUCGAUCACUACACAUCAUUAUCCAUCACUACACAUCAGUCAGGGAGGUGCCCAGGGAGGUCAUGGCGGAGUUGAAGAUUCAUGAGCAGCCAUGAUCGAGUUAUACGGUGUGCUGCGCUGUUUUAUGAGUUUAUUGAAUGAUUUAUUAAAUAGUGACGAAACAAUACAAAUGCACUACAAAAACGAGGUAAUAAAAAACUAGCAAUGUAUUAAGAACACUCGUUCUAGCAUUAAACAAGAGCUGCAGAUAAAAUUUUCUCAAAAUUGGUUUAAAGCUCAAAACGACAUUUCGGAAAGCUCUAGACAAAAAUAUACAAACAAGGAAAUUAAAAAAGAUUAUCGCUUGGAAGAAUACCUAAAGAUAGUUAGAAAUCCAGCUCAUAGAAUCAGUAUGACUAAACUGCGAUUGGGAGUUCAUACUUUACGUAUACAAACAGGGAAAUAUGAAAAUGAACUAGCUUCCAUACCAGUAGAGGAAAGGCUUUGUUUAGUUUUUUCAAAAGAAACUGCAUAGAAGACGAGAAACAUUUCUUACCGUAAUUGAUUGUACUGAAUACGAAAGCCUUAGACAACAACUUUAUUUUCAUAUUUCUGACAAUGAUGCAACCUUCAUCAAUUUAACAGAUCAUGAUAGAACGUUAUAUUUACUCAGAUUAGACAAUGACAAAACCUCACAUAUUAUAGCUAAAUAUAAAUAUGCCCAUAUAAUGUUUCAAAAACGAAAACAGUUCCUGAGUCAAAAACCCAAUUGAUUAGGUAAUUAAAUUAUAGUAUAAUUCUUAUCGAAAUGGUAUAUGCCGUAUGAUUUUGUUGUUUCAGUUCAUAUUUCUUUCUUUUUAAAUUUGCUGUAGUUGAAAAAACCUUUAUUGUGACUAGACUGAUGCCUCCCUUUGGAGAGCAAGGCGCGAUAAAGAUAUACUAUACUAUACUAUCCAUCACCACACAUCACUGUCCAUCACUAAAGAUCACUGUCCAUCACUACACAUCACUAUCCAUCUCUACACAUCACUAUCCAUCACUACACAUCACUCUCCAUCACUUCACAUCAACUAUCCAUCACUACACAUCACUAUCCAUCACUACACAUCACUGUCCAUCACUACACAUCACUGGCCAUCACUAUGCAUCACUGUCCAUGACUACACAUCACUGGCCAUCACUA
Porites evermanni is the source of this 1218-nucleotide messenger RNA. The record is from the annotation of a GenBank genome assembly. Lineage: Eukaryota; Metazoa; Cnidaria; Anthozoa; Scleractinia; Poritidae.